CUCUUUCCUUCUCUCUUUUCCUUUCAUUUUAAACAAUGACUACAGAAGAGAUUGUUAUUCCUAACUGUCAAGGCUGUUCAAAGCCAAUUGAAGAAGGCGCCGUUGUUGCGUUUGGUGAAUCAUUAUUUCAUGUUAAAUGCUUUGUAUGUGAUAAGUGUAAAGAGUGCGUAGAGAGUAAAACAAAUCUUUUACUAUUGGAUAAUGGAAAACCAGUAUGUGAUAACUGUUCAUACAAUUGUACAGCAUGUAAUGGUAUCAUCCGUGAUGAAGCCAUCAUGACUGGAGACAAAGCCUAUCAUUCAGACUGCUUCAAGUGCGUGUCGUGUAAAAAUAAAAUUGAAGAUCUCAUCUUUACUCAGACCAAAAAGGGUAUUUAUUGUACAACAUGCUAUGAAGCGCGUAAACAGUCAAGAAAGAACAAAGUAAAGCCUGGUUCACUAACUGAAUUGCCUCCUCGUCAGGAACCAACCGAGGAUCCACCAACGCCAGCUAGAUCGCGAAGCAAUUCAAGUAAUACGAAUAUACAGAAUGAAUCACUAUUGUCCGUCUUGUCACCAGUGACUCUUUCCUUUUUUGAUAACAAUUCCUCUGACCUCUUGGAUAAUCUCACCAGCUCACUUGGAGCCAACCUCUGUCUGAACUUUAGUCCUCCAGCCGAAGAUGCCACUCAAACUCGCAUUAAUCGAGCAUCAGAAAUCUUACAGUCAUCAUUAAGGACCUCUUCUUUAAAGUACGCCCCUGGACCAUCUACAAACGACAUCACCGAUUUGGAUGCUAGCAAGCUUAAAAAAGAAUUAUCAGAAACGAGAUCAAACCUAAAAGAGUUAGAAGCAGAAUAUAAGUCGCUGCAGCAAGCUAGUCAGCAGGCAUUAGACGAAUUCACAAAAGUAAAAGAAGAAUAUGCUAAAGAGGCAGCUAUUAAGCAUCAACAAGAAUUCAUCAUUGCUGCACUCUUGACGAGGAAUAAUGCUGGCUUACUCUCAAGAAAAGAUCUCGACAAAUUGGCAAUGUUAAGACUCCAACUUGAAAAUGCAUGUAAUGAGCUCAUUCAGUACCGUGACUUGCUCACUACCCAGAUCGAUCAGACAGUCGACAAGCAGACAAUCAGUGGUUAUUAUUCAAACUAUCAAAAGAGCUUAAAGGCUCAAGUCAGGUCCCUGAGUCAACAAAGAGAUUUACUUUUGACAGAAACAAAGGAGCUCAAGACAACUCGAGAAGAGGUCUUGAAGGACUUGAUCAACCUAAGUACACAUAAGCAAUCCGAUUCAGCGGUACCACCAAUCACAAUCUCCCCAUCAGAAUCAACAAGCUCCACACGGCCCCGUAAGCUAUCAGAUGCAGGGUCAGUCAUAUGCAAAGUGUCAUCUAGAAAUAGCUUCCUUGGUGAUCAAACUCCUACAUUGUUCCGCAUAAAGAAAAAGGGAAGCACCAUGUUCAACAUUUUCACAAAUGGCAACAACGCUAAUAAUAGCCAUAGCAACAACAAUAACAAUAAUAAUAAUAAUAGCAACAUUAAAUUAAAGCCCGAACCAUCUGUAUCCACCUCCUCUACAUCCUCCACAGCAGCCUCUUCUAUCUAUGGCCUAUCCACAAAAUUCUCAGGCAGCUCACAAAACCUUUCAAAGAAAGCAGGUCUUUCAGAAUUGAAUGUAUCUUACCAAGGAAACCACGCAUUCAUGCCUGCAUCAUUCAUUCGCCCUGUCAAGUGCGGUGUCUGCAGUGAUAAAAUAUGGGGGCGAUCAGAGUUUAGAUGUGAAGGAUGUGGGUUCUUGGCACACUCAAGAUGUCUCACUCAAGUUCCCUCUUCCUGUCUAUCUUCCUAUUCUCCCUUAAGUCGAAGUAGCUUUGACCUCCUGUCUGAUGCAACUUCCUUUUCAGCAACUUCACCCAUUAGCAACUAUGAGAAUAAGCCACUACCACAAAUCACACAGUCAGGUGUUAAGCCUCUCUUUGGCACUCCGUUAACUGAACGUGUAGAGUUUGAAGGCCGACCAGUACCACUGUUUGUCACAGAGUGUAUCAAUGCAGUCGAACAUCGAGGAUUAGACUAUGAAGGCAUAUACAGAAAGUCAGGAGGAGCAGCUCAGAUACGGUCUAUUCAAUCUGCUUUUGAACAAGGAGAGAAAGUAGAUCUUUAUAAUGAAGACGAGAUUAACGAUAUAUGUGCCAUCACGAGCGUCUUGAAGCAGUACUUUAGAGAAUUACCAAACCCUCUUUUAACAUUUGAAACAUACCAAGCAUUUAUUGAACUAUCAACCAUGAACAAUGAUCCUUCCAAAUUACAAAAAAUGACACAUAUUCUAUCACAAUUACCUCAAGCUCAUCAAGACACAUUACGUUCACUAUUUAGACACUUGGAAAAGAUAUGCCAAUCAUGCUCAAAAAAUAGAAUGACCAUAAAGAACCUGGCUAUGGUAUUUGCGCCUACAUUAAUGCGACAUCAAGAUCCUUCAAGGGACUUUUUGGAUAUCAGCUAUAAAAAUGCCGUAGUGGAAUAUUUAUUGUUACAUACAUCUGAAUUGUUCUAA
Molecule: messenger RNA, 2528 nt
Organism: Rhizopus microsporus ATCC 52813
Lineage: Eukaryota; Fungi; Mucoromycota; Mucoromycetes; Mucorales; Rhizopodaceae
Product: RhoGAP-domain-containing protein
Exons: 7
Coding region: 36-2528 (830 amino acids)
Biological process (GO): signal transduction
Source: RefSeq, a predicted model, not a curated record